This is a messenger RNA of Penaeus chinensis, 1612 nucleotides long. Its product is annotated as CD151 antigen-like. Gene Ontology annotation, cellular component: membrane. The coding region runs from base 519 to 1475 and encodes 318 amino acids. The transcript has 6 exons. The record is from RefSeq and is a predicted model, not a curated record. NCBI's taxonomy places the organism in Eukaryota, Metazoa, Arthropoda, Malacostraca, Decapoda, Penaeidae.
GGCGUCGGAGUAACCCCUCCCCUUGUUCCGCGGCGUGAAUGGAAAGGGGAACGAGGGCGGCGUCACAGCGGCAGCCAACACCCCGGCAUCAACAUCCCCAAUAUUGAGGUCAAUCCCGGAACUCCCGUCGACGUCACUCGGUCCCUCACUCCACACGUGGAUUUCGCACGUGGACAGGUCGCGGCUCAGAAUAAUUUCUCACUCUUUUGUAUAACGUCAGUGACUCACUUUGCCUCAUUGUGUAUUAGUUUGAUAAUCAGUGAUCAAUAUUUAAUGUUCGCAAACUGACAUGCUGGCCAACUGAAAAAAAAAAAAAAUAGUUGGCUUGUGCAUCAUGAAGAAAAUAUGUGUGGUAUUAUUUCCAAAAUGAUAAUAUAUCACGAGUUACAACAAAGCCAUUGUACUUAUGUUGCUGAGGCGCAGAAAAGAAAUUGAAGCAGUGUGCUUGUUAUAGCGUUGGAUAACCAGGAAGGCUACAAUAUUUAGACAAUGUUGUUGUCGAGAGACCAAAAGUGUUUAUGUCUCACCUGGGAUUUUUUAAAGCUCUCUUAGCAAAGCAUUAUAUCAUCCAAGACAAAGAAACCAAGUGGGCUUAUCACACACAGGAGCAGUACAAGAGGAAAUCUAUAGAGGCAGCACUACACAAGAAGGCAAACGCGAUGGUGCUGAUGCUCGGAACGUGCGGUGUCCGGUGCGGCAAGGCAGUACUUCUAGUGUUCAACCUCGUAUUCUUUAUGACAGGCGUGGCAGUGAUGGUGGUGGGCGUCUGGUGCGUCGCCGGGGAUGGGCGGGACGUGAUGCUCGCCCUCGCGCCCACGCCGGCGGACACGCCUACGCUCAUCCACCUAUCUUAUGGCCUCGUGGGCGCAGGCGGGGUAGUCCUGCUGACGUCCAUUCUGGGCGUGUGGGCGGCGUUGAAGGAAAACAAAUGUGGCCUUGGAAUGUAUGUGACAAUCGUUGUGCUCGUGAUCACGGGCGAGGUUGCGGUGGGCGUUCUGGGCGUGAUGUACCAGCUGCGGGCGGUGAACAGCCUCGGUGAGUCUCUCACGACCCGACUCAAGGCGCUGUACGGCACACCCGGCCACGAGACCUUCACGCUCGCCGUCGACUACGUACAGUACCAGCUGCAGUGCUGCGGCGUGUCGGGGCCAGCAGACUGGGUGGAAUCGCGGUGGCUGGCGGAGAGCGCGGGUGGCCCAGGGCGAGUCGUGCCACUCACGUGCUGCACGCUACACCCUGACGCCCACGCCCACAUCAACCCGAAGCCCAUUAACGUCACACUGUGCCAGAGCGAAGAGGAACUCUCCAACCGCGUCGCGCGCUUCCAGCAGGGCUGUGUGGGCCGUGUGGUGGGCUGGGUUCAGGCCCAGAGCGGCCUCAUCACGGGCGUCGGUGUGGGCGUGGGCGUGUUGGAGGUGGCGGGCUUGGUGGCGGCCGCCUCUCUCUGCCGCGCCAUCCGCUCCUCGACGGACUAGCGCCACGCCCCCACGCCCACACUCACCCAUAACACCCACCUGGGCAGCGCGAAGAGCGGGCGGGCGAAGGCGACGCCGCCGCAGGAAUCGCAGGGUGCUGCCGAGACCCCCCAGAUGGAGGAACAGCCGGAGGACCC